Messenger RNA from Saccostrea echinata, 1014 nucleotides. Its product is annotated as tigger transposable element-derived protein 4-like. Bases 1 to 1014 code for a protein of 337 amino acids. The transcript is spliced from 2 exons. Lineage: Eukaryota; Metazoa; Mollusca; Bivalvia; Ostreida; Ostreidae. Gene Ontology annotation, cellular component: nucleus. Gene Ontology annotation, molecular function: DNA binding. The record is from RefSeq and is a predicted model, not a curated record.
AUGGCUGACUCGCCGAAAUCAAGGCGCGUUAUCUUGGAAUUGAAACAAAAACUGGAAAUCAUUAAAUAUCACGAAAAAAAUCCAAAGCGUUCGCAGCAAGAAAUUUCAAAUUAUUUUACGGAACUAUGGAAAAUUGAUGUGAAAAGACGGACUGUAGGUGAUAUUCUUCAAACAUCGGGAAAAAGAGCUAGGGAAGCUGACGAUGUUUCGUCUACCCCAAGAAAACGGCAUCGUUCGGCCCAUCACGAAAACAUGGAGGAUGCUCUGUACAUGUGGUUUUCGAAUGCAAGGGCUAAAAAUAUUCCAGUGACUGACGACAUCUUAAAAUUAAAAGCAAAAAAAUUUGGUGAUGAUCUUGGUGUUCACGAUUUCAAAUAUUCAAAUGGGUGGCUUAAUAGGUUUAAAACAGACAUGGAAUUAUCUGGUGAAAGUGCAGGAAUUCAUCCAGAUCUCAUUUUUGACGGACGAGUGAAAGCUAGAGAAGCAAUGUCCAACUAUGAUUUAAAAAACAUCUUUAACAUUGACGAAACUGGCCUUUUUUAUAGAAUCUUACCAGACAGGUCCUUGACAACAGCGGAUGCUACUAAGGGUGUUAAAAAAUACAAGGACAGAAUUACUAUAGCACUUCACACUGUCGAUGAUUAUGACCUUACGGUGUCUUUGUCACAAGUUCAAGACUCGCUAGAUUUGCAUCCAGACAUGAGGUUGACCGUCCGAGAAUUUUUGAAUUUGGACAAAAAUGCCGAGUUCUCUCAAUCACUUACUGAUGAUGAAAUAUCGUCAACCGUGGAGAACUCAAACGAUAAUACAGACCAGGUAGAGGACGAUAGUGAAGAAGAAUCUCCGCGUGUUCCUACAUACGCAGAGGCCAGACAGGGACUUGAAUGUUUGUUACGGCAUUUAGAAUCAAAAGAAUCAACAACUGAAUCUGAAAUAAACUUUUUACUGCGAUUAGCUAUUAAAAUAAAACCAUCAAAACAAUCAACAAUUGAUAUGUUUUUCAAAAAACAGUGA